ACAGCGUUUCCGGGCAGCGCUAAACUUUACGAAGCUGCAAGUUUCAGAAGGGCUGGCAAAGCCGGCCGAGUACGCGAGGCUUAAAAGACGGAUACGAUAAAACACAGCUGCUGUCUGUGAAGCAUAUCAGCUCGCUGCUGUUAAUGCAGGAGCGCCCGUUUGGAUAUUAAACGCAGUUAACGUAGUUAGCUUAGCGGGUAACCGAAGCCUAGCAGCGUUAGCUUGGCAGCUAAUGGCCGUUGGAAAGGCAGCGCGGUGUUUUGGCAGCUCUGUAAACUUCUAACCGACAUAUCUGCGUCUGACCGGCUGCUUUCUGACUCGAAACCUUCUCGUUGCGAUUUUCAGACUGGAAUAUGUGAUCUGCCCCCAGUUUCAGGAGGUUAGACCUCGGCAGAGUGGCGCUGUAGGAGGAGAAGAGGAGACACGUCACUGAGAGAGGCAGCGGCUGGGAUAGCUGGCGCUGCGACGACCAGCUGUUCAGUUCAGCUCCAGCUCUGGAGCUGAAAACCUCCCCGAGAAAAUGGGCUCGCUGUUUCGCAGUGAGGAGAUGUGCCUGGCGCAGCUGUUCCUCCAGUCCGGCUCAGCAUACGACUGCAUCAGUGAACUGGGAGAACUGGGACUGGUGGAGUUCAGAGACCUCAACCCGAGUGUAAACGCCUUCCAGCGCAAGUUUGUUAACGAGAUUAAGAGGUGUGAGGACAUGGAGAGGAUCCUGGGAUAUCUCCUGAGGGAGAUCAAGAAAGCUGACAUAGCUCUACCAGAGGGCGAGGUGAACCCAGUGGCGCCGCUACCCAAACAUGUGAUGGAUAUAAUGGAGCAGCUUCAGAGGCUGGAGCUGGAGCUGAGUGAGGUCACCAGGAACAAAGAGAAACUGCAGAAGAACCUUCUGGAACUGACGGAGUACACACACAUGCUGCGCAUCACACGCAACUUCGUGCACCGCAAUGCGGAGCAGAGGGAGUCAGUGCGGCCGCAGUACGAAGAGUUUCCUUUCCUGGAAAAAGACGUCGUGAUGGACUACAGCAGCAUGCAGAGACUCGGCGCCAAACUCGGGUUUAUCUCAGGGCUGAUCCAGAGAGCGAAGAUCGAGGCGUUUGAGCGGAUGCUGUGGAGAGUUUGUAAAGGCUACACAAUCCUCAGCUAUGCUGAGAUCGACGAAUGCCUGCAAGAUCCCUACACUGGUGAGUCUACUAGAAGUGUGGUCUUCCUCAUUUCCUACUGGGGUGAUCAGAUAGGACAGAAAGUUAAGAAGAUCUGCGACUGCUACCACUGCCAUCUGUACCCGUAUCCCAACAGUAAUGAGGAAAGGGCUGAUGUGGUGGACGGGCUGCGCACACGCAUUCAGGACCUACACACAGUUCUCCACCGGACGGAGGACUACUUGAAGCAGGUGUUGAACAAAGCCUCAGAGUCGGUGUACACUUGGGGAAUCCAGGUGAAGAAAAUGAAGGCUAUUUAUCACAUCCUCAACCUCUGCAGCUUCGACGUCACCAACAAGUGCCUCAUCGCGGAGGUGUGGUGCCCUGUAAAUGACCUGCCUGCCCUGCGGAGGGCGCUAGAAGAAGGCUCGAGAAAAAGUGGUGCCACCGUUCCAUCGUUUGUCAACCGUAUCCCUAGCAACGACACUCCACCCACUCUCAUACGGACCAAUAAGUUCACCUCAGGCUUUCAGAACAUAGUGGAUGCCUAUGGAGUCGGCAGCUACAGGGAGGUCAACCCAGCGCCUUACACUAUCAUCACUUUUCCCUUCUUGUUCGCCGUAAUGUUUGGUGACCUCGGCCACGGGGUCAUCAUGGCCGUGUUCGCCCUCUGGAUGGUUCUGUAUGAAAAUGACCGCAAACUGAAGAAAACCAGGAACGAGAUCUGGAACACGUUUUUUGAAGGACGUUACAUCAUCUUAAUGAUGGGCAUAUUCUCAGUGUACACUGGAUUCAUAUAUAACGACUGCUUCUCCAAGUCUCUUAACCUGUUUGGCUCUGGGUGGAACGUCAAAGCCAUGUUCGAUCACGGGCCGUGGAAGAUGGACACACUACAGUCAAACAGCUUCCUCACGCUCGACCCUAAUGUCACAGGAGUCUUCACUGGACCGUACCCUCUGGGCAUCGACCCAAUUUGGAACCUGGCAUCAAACAGACUCUCAUUCCUGAACUCCUACAAGAUGAAGAUGUCUGUAAUCUUGGGGAUCAUUCACAUGAGCUUUGGGGUCAUUCUGGGGGUCUUCAACCACCUACACUUCAGGAGGAAGUACAGCCUUUACCUGGUGUUUCUGCCGGAGCUGCUCUUCCUGCUCUGUCUCUUCGGCUACCUGGUUUUUAUGAUCGUCUAUAAGUGGCUGGCCUUCACAGCCCGGGAGUCAGAGAAGGCCCCCAGCAUCCUCAUCCAAUUCAUCAACAUGUUCAUCAUGCAGGAAGGCUCUGGCGAGCCCCUUUACCCAGGCCAGGCUGGACUGCAAGUGUUUUUGGUCCUUAUUGCGGUGCUGAGUGUUCCUGUCUUGUUGCUGGGGAAGCCGCUCUACCUCUACUGGCUUCACAAGGGCAGGAAUAACAUGGGCAUGUAUAGGGGAUACGAACGAGUACGACGCAGCAGUGAAGAGGAGAUUUCUCUCAUGCGCGCGCACGAUUUAGAGGAGGGCAACAGCCUGGACAGUCAUUCCAGCAGCUCAGAUGGGCAAUCAGAAGAGUUGGAUUUUGCAGACGUGUUCCUGCAUCAGUCCAUCCACACCAUUGAAUACUGCCUGGGCUGCAUCUCUAACACUGCGUCCUACCUGAGACUGUGGGCGCUGAGCCUGGCACAUGCACAGCUGUCGGAGGUGCUGUGGGCGAUGGUGAUGCGUGUGGGGCUGCGUGUGGACACCAGGGUUGGUGUGCUGUUCCUGGUGCCCGUCUUUGGCCUCUUCGCCGUCCUCACCGUCUCCAUCCUGCUGGUGAUGGAGGGUCUAUCAGCGUUCCUGCAUGCGCUGCGCCUCCACUGGGUGGAGUUUCAGAACAAGUUCUACAGUGGCGCCGGCACCAAGUUCUCACCGUUUGCCUUCUCUCUUUUGCACGCAAGCUUUGAGAGUCAUGGACUACUGUGAUUUCACACACUCCAGCCCAGAGAGCAGCGGCGCUGCAGAGGUGUUCGAAGGACCGUAACCAGAUUGAGCCUCAAAACUGUACAGCUUCCUCUUUUUAAUGUGUUUAUAUAUGAAGUGUUUGCACUGUGACUGCCUUACACAUCCAACCAAAUACACAGUUUUCAUGUUUAAUUCCGGUUACAAUGGGACACGGAAUCUCGAGGGCCCGGCUGCUGUGUCAGGUGGCUCAGGCUGCUGUCGAGGACUUGGUUUUAUCAGUAUUGCAGAAAACAUAGCAUGUCGGUAAGUAGGCACCUCUUUAGUCGCGGCGUCAUCGGGAUUCGAACUCCAGAUCUCCCGACGGUGACAGAACACUGAAUGGUGGUGCCACCACCUGUUUAAAUAUAUGACCAUAAUACAGGUGGUUAAAAUAGGACGUAUUGACAUUGAACUUUUAGGAUGAGAAUACUACAUCACAUUGCAGGCUUUUUUUAUCAAGAGAACUGAGGAAAAAUAAUUCUAAGCGAUAAUUAACAAAAAAUAAAACUACAGAGAUGAUGGACGGCUUCACUUGCAGUUCUGCGAUUCUUAUAUUAUUUAGGACUCUUAAAGUGUGACCAGUUGAGAACCGAUAAUCAUGUCUGUCAGUAAAGCACCGGUAAAACUAAUAUACAGUUAAAUGAGCUUUAUUAUAAGUCAGUAUUUGACUCUGGCAUAAAAGGUUCAUAUUGGUUAAGCCCUACAAUGCAUUAUUAUUAAUAUUAGACAAUGGUGGGAACUGUAAACAGCACUUGAACUGAUAUAUUAGAUGUAUAAUAUUGUUGCAGCUGGUCAGUGAAGCUACAAGCAUUUGCAAAAGUUUGGGCGCCCUGAUCAAU
This is a messenger RNA of Pygocentrus nattereri (red-bellied piranha), 3930 nucleotides long. It is a transcript of the gene atp6v0a2b, whose product is annotated as ATPase H+ transporting V0 subunit a2b. The coding region runs from base 521 to 3073 and encodes 850 amino acids. The transcript has 20 exons. Gene Ontology annotation, biological process: vacuolar acidification; proton transmembrane transport. The record is from RefSeq and is a predicted model, not a curated record. Gene Ontology annotation, cellular component: vacuolar proton-transporting V-type ATPase complex; vacuolar proton-transporting V-type ATPase, V0 domain; plasma membrane. Lineage: Eukaryota; Metazoa; Chordata; Actinopteri; Characiformes; Serrasalmidae. Gene Ontology annotation, molecular function: ATPase binding; proton-transporting ATPase activity, rotational mechanism.